Megalobrama amblycephala (Wuchang bream) is the source of this 1579-nucleotide messenger RNA. RefSeq lists its product as uncharacterized. Lineage: Eukaryota; Metazoa; Chordata; Actinopteri; Cypriniformes; Xenocyprididae. The record is from RefSeq and is a predicted model, not a curated record. Gene Ontology annotation, cellular component: T cell receptor complex. The transcript has 6 exons. Bases 178 to 900 code for a protein of 240 amino acids. Gene Ontology annotation, biological process: positive regulation of T cell receptor signaling pathway; negative regulation of receptor recycling.
UGUGAUGUGUAUGUUUGCAACGAAUAAGGUAGCCGCCACGUUUCCUGUUUGUAACCGAAAACGUCUAAAGACGAUAAAAAUAGCACUCUGGUGCACUUCUUGUUGAACAUGCUCACGUACAGGUGAAAGGUUUUAACAGACAAGGCUUUAUCGGACAUUUGACCCUAAAAAAUCAGGAUGUCAGGUUGCACAACUGCAUAUGUGGCUAUUGGUCUGAUAUCUAUUGCACUGGUGAUAUCUGUGUGUUUAAAUGUUGCAUUCUAUUUAUUAAGAAGAAAGGAAAGAAACUCUGCAGCUAAUGAAAACAUGUUUGAUUAUGGAGAGGAGCCAUUACGUCGAGAUUCACUUCAGUCCUACAGGUUUGAGGAUGAUGAGAUGGAAAGACAGGAAAAUCCUAUUUAUGGGAAUAUCUGUAUAGAUGGAGGAGGAGCUUUCGAAAUGUCUCCGGAGGUGUGCUAUGAACAAAUGUCACAGGCAAGCACAUUAAAGCAGGGAUUAAAGGUCCAGCAGGGGGACGUGUCCUACGCCUCUCUGGAUCUGACUGUCAAUAAGAAGCGUAAGAAAAAGAGAAAAUACCAAAAACAGCCUCAAGCUCACCAGGCCCAGACGUAUCCACAACCCGCAUCCCAGCAGAAUUGCGUGGACGAGGAUAACGAGGCUGAGGUCACCCUCCCGUCUCGGAGCAGCAGCCUCAUGGUUUCACGUCACAGUAUCUACCUCAACAGUCAUCAAGUAGCCCUGGAGGCAGAAGAGAGGGAGAGGGAGAGAGAGAGAGAAAGAAUGAUGGAAAUGGAAAGAGAUGAUAAUGCAGAGAGGGAGUUCGACAUGCGCAGAAAUUUGCACGAAGGCUAUGAUCACUCCCUCGGUAGAUCAAGACAAAGUCUAGAACAGGACAGUUAACAUUUUGAGAGUUAAAAAAAACCUUUAGCAUCAUAAAAGAUGAAACACAGGAUACUGUGGGGUGGUGCUGUCAACAGACAUAGGUCACACGCCAAAUUAGCAUUUCUGUCUGUGCAAAAGCAUGCAAAGGAGAGCAGCUGUCUGUUCUGAGGAUGCAUCCAAUCAAGACACAUUUAAAUGAGUUUACCAUCUUAAAUGUGCUUUCUUGUUUCUUGCCUUUGAAGGCUUACACUGUUGGUCUGUUAUAUUGUUCUACAUAUAUUAAGAAUAUGUUAAAAUAUUUAAUCUGCUUGUUUCUUGCUAUCUUUUAGAUUUUGAGGACAACCAAUAAAAGUCUGUUUGUGCAAAGACUGAUUGAUGACUCAAGUAAUUUGAUGUACCUACGCACAAAAAAGGACUGUUUAACAUAUAAUAGCUGUUAUUCAUAGAGAUGUAAUGUAUUUCUUGAUUUUUGUGACUUUAUUUUUGUAUCUGACUUAUUUUUUCUUUGAAAGCUUUUAAGAAUGUCUGAAUAUGUAAAAAAUUACCAUAAAAUACCAUAACAUUUACCACAUAAUUAUUAUUAAAAAAAUAAAAAAUAAAAAGCUGAAAGCUGAAAGCUUACACUUGUUAGCUACCUUUGUAAAUAAAAAAGGAAAUAAUUUUUAAAAGUGUUUUUGCUCACUUCACGUACCGACAU